This is a messenger RNA of Ochlerotatus camptorhynchus, 1424 nucleotides long. RefSeq names its product ribonucleic acid export 1 (gene Rae1). Gene Ontology annotation, cellular component: nuclear pore. The transcript has 3 exons. The record is from RefSeq and is a predicted model, not a curated record. Gene Ontology annotation, molecular function: ubiquitin binding; RNA binding. The coding region runs from base 109 to 1191 and encodes 360 amino acids. Gene Ontology annotation, biological process: RNA export from nucleus; transcription-dependent tethering of RNA polymerase II gene DNA at nuclear periphery. Lineage: Eukaryota; Metazoa; Arthropoda; Insecta; Diptera; Culicidae.
UCAAGUCGCAUUAUCUUUUAUGCGUGGUUACUUUUUGCAAUCCAAUCCGCUGUUUUCUUGAAUUUUUCUGGUUUUAAACGUACUGAUCAAUCCGCCAAAGCGAUCACUAUGUUCGGUACGCCAACCCUAGGCGGAGCGUCCGCUUUCGGUGGAACCACAACGGCUCCGACGAAUCCGAUGAAGGAUUUCGAAGUGACUUCACCACCGGACGAUACCGUGUCGGCAAUGGAGUUUAGUCCGCCUACAAUGCAGCAGAAUUUUUUGAUUGCCGGCAGCUGGGACUGUAGCGUUCGCUGCUGGGAGGUAGAACAGACCGGCAAAACGGUAGGAAAGUCCAUUAAGACCAUGGGCGGUCCAGUGCUGGAUGUUUGCUGGGCCGAUGACGGAAGCAAAGUGUUCAUCGCUUCGGCUGAUAAGCAGGUUAAAUGCUGGGACUUGGCUUCGGAUCAGGUAGUUCAAGUAGCUCAGCACGAUGCUCCCGUCAAAACAUGCCAUUGGGUUAAGGGAACCAACUACACCUGCCUGAUGACUGGCUCGUGGGAUAAAACUAUGAAAUUCUGGGACACUCGGACGCCGCAACCGAUGAUGUCGAUUCAACUUCCGGAACGGUGCUACUGUGCCGACGUUGAUUAUCCGAUGGCUGUCGUUGGAACAGCCGGAAGACACGUUCUGAUCUAUUCCUUGGAGAAUAAACCAACUCAAUACAAGCAACAGGAAAGCCCACUCAAGUAUCAGCACCGAACUGUUUCCAUUUUCCGCGACAAGAAGAAAGCUCCUACUGGAUAUGCGCUGGGUUCAAUUGAAGGCCGCGUUGCCAUUCAGUAUGUAAAUCCGAUCAACCCUAAGGACAAUUUCACUUUCAAGUGUCACCGAUCGAAUGGCGCCAACGGUUACCAAGAUAUCUACGCAGUAAACGAUAUCGCAUUCCACCCUGUACACGGAACUCUGGCCACCGUCGGUUCGGACGGUACCUUCAGCUUCUGGGACAAGGACGCGAGAACCAAGCUCAAGUCUUCGGAAACGAUGGAUCAAUCUAUUACCAAAAGUUGCUUUAACGCAACCGGACAGAUCUUUGCAUACGCCGUUGGUUACGAUUGGUCCAAGGGCCACGAGUACAACAACCCCCAGAAGAAAACCUACAUUUUCCUGCGUUCCUGCUACGAAGAGCUCAAACCGCGAGCAACUAACUAAACCUCUCUAGAAAUUAGAAUGUGAAUUAUCACAGCUUGAUACGAUCAAUAAAUCCUAUACGUUGGAGCUUAACAUUUUGCACCUUCCACGGUUUAUUUUAAGUUUUAAAAAGAAAGUUUUCCCUAACUUCAACGAUCGUUCACCGUCCUCUUUGUUUCCUAGUGAUGACCAUGCUUAUCAUCGCCAUGAUCACCAUGUCCAUGACCGUGGUAAUCAACUCCCAGAGCGAACUC